This is a messenger RNA of Rhodofomes roseus, 1303 nucleotides long. RefSeq lists its product as uncharacterized. NCBI's taxonomy places the organism in Eukaryota, Fungi, Basidiomycota, Agaricomycetes, Polyporales, Fomitopsidaceae. The transcript is spliced from 2 exons. Bases 167 to 1303 code for a protein of 378 amino acids. The record is from RefSeq and is a predicted model, not a curated record.
CGAUCAAGCAGCUGAAGGAAGCUCUACGUGCUAUGGCGCGCGAUUCAUCCGACGCGAGUCCGGGAUGGCAGCCGUACGGCCGCACUGGCGUGUCGGUCUGCUGGGACGAGAUCGCGCAGGAAGAGGUUGCGUGCUACUUCCCGCAUGCUGAUUCGGUUGGUGGCUUAUGCCGGGAACACACUGCGGUGGGGUGGAUCUACGGCUUCGUACUUUCCAGAGUGCCACCAACAUUGCGGAGAGCCUCGACAAAGGCUACGUACACUUUGGGAAGGAGGUGUCCGUUCUUGGGCUCACCUCGUUUGGUGAUGUUUUCCGUGGUGCACUCCCCAUUGCUGUAUCACCGACAUGCAAGUCGGAGACCCCAGAGGAAGGUGCUGAGAUUCUACGGACCAUCUUUGCGGCGUGGAAAAGCAACCCGGACUUGGAGAAGUACCUUGGUCCGCUGUGGUCAUUUGCAUCAGACGGAGAUGCAGGUCGCCGCGCAAUGGUCUAUAGCAUGUUCAUGUCAAGAACGAUCGGGUCAUCAGAUCCCCUGCACAAGAUUGUUGGACAACUACCUGGUUUAAACCUCAACGUCGGCGAUGACAACAUCACUGCGGAUUUUGACUGGAAACAUGAGAUCAAACGUCUUGGCCGCCUCAUGCGUACUCAGGAGGGAAUUGUUGUUGGCGACACUAUCGUCAACCGCCAUACCAUUUCCAGUCAUCUGCGGCGCAUCCCAGGAAUGUCGGAGGCUGCUGUUGAUCGCCUCAUGAAUCCAUCAGAUUCUCAGGACGUACCCCGCGCAAUCGACUUACUCCGUGCCAUAUCAUCGCUCUCAGAUCUCUCCUUGGACCAGUACUCUCCCACGGAACUUCAAGAACAUCGGGCAAUCACAGUCGUUGGGGAAAUGCUCUCGGCAUUCGUGGAUGCGUUCAUCCGUCCUGAGUGGUCCCUGACGCAGCAGGUCAUCUCGUUGAGCAAGUAUGCUCACAUGAUCUUUGCGCUGUACCGACAACAUCAGACGAGCUUCAUGCCCAAUCAACUUUACGGUGACACGCAGACGACAGUCAAGAAUGCUAUCUUUUGCAUCGCGAAGCAGCAGCUGCUUGACGGGACGCAGUGUUUCUAUCUCUAUGACACAGGCGAUGAUAAACUCGAGGAGCUCUUCGGCUCCGUGCGCAUGCAGGGUGGGCAUAACCCGAACUUCUCUUUCAAGCAGCUCAUCGACCGCCUUGGUGCCGCGGUUGAUAUUGAUGCUGUCUUUAUGUUACGUCGACGUUUGUUUUCCUUUAUUUUGCGCUUGACCGUUGUACUACCUUAG